Molecule: messenger RNA, 795 nt
Organism: Xenopus laevis (African clawed frog)
Lineage: Eukaryota; Metazoa; Chordata; Amphibia; Anura; Pipidae
Product: protein kinase C delta type-like
Exons: 3
Coding region: 258-533 (91 amino acids)
Source: RefSeq, a predicted model, not a curated record
AAGGCUCACAAAUAAUAAAGAUAAAGAGUUUUUUCUCUGAAUGUGGGUGCUUUCUUAGCUACAUUGUUAUAGAGAUACAUAGAUAUAUUUAGUAAAAUAUACAAUUCAUAAUAUAUUUUGAUAUGGGAUUUGACUGAAUUUGUUUGAUCCCACAAGGUGGAAGUGGAAGUGCACCGAAGAAAUCCCACGUGGAUGAGAAAAGACCAGCCCCCCUGGACAUACAGAGUUACAAAUUCCACCGAGAGCUAGGAGAAGGCAUGUUUGGACAGGUGAUGUUGGCAUCAUAUACAUCAAAGAAACAACUUGUGGCAAUUAAGAAGGUGCCCAAACAACCCAGCAAGGGCAACUUUACUUGCAUCAUGAAGGAGGCCCGACUCUUGAAGAUCGCCAGAGGAUGCCCCUUUCUUUGCCAUUCUCAUGCCACAUUCCAGUCCGAGCUGCAUGCCUUCUUCGUGCUCGAAUAUGCCGGCGGGGGAACACUGUACAAAGUGAUUGAAGAUCAAGGAAGUCUACCAAUGAAGAACAUCCAGUAAGUGAUAAGAUUCUUACUAUAGACUGAGGAAUAAAAAAAAGAUGUGUGCACAGCAGCAGAACCGGGCACCACUAGAGGGCAAGAAAAUCUAAUUUAAAUAUUUGUUUUUAUAUAUACAUUUUAUUGCAGGUUCGGGAAUCACAACAUUACAUCUGUAGAUAAUAAAAUAGAAAUGCAGAAUUUGUUGGAAAUGUCCUUCAUGUAAAUUCAUGCACAGCUGUGUAUUGGUUCUUGGGCCUUUGCCUGAAUAAAGCACUGCGUAU